GCCCCAAGCUCCACCUGGGGUGUAGCCACCAUUAUAUUUAUUUGGUUCGGUAGAACCAAGUAGCUUUGGGCUCAAAUCUUGGAAGAGAGUUGCAAAGCCGCCAUAAAUCCAAUAGAUACUGUUGAUCACCAGGCCAUGGAAAUUCAUUACCAAGAAGGAAUGAUUAUGGACAUCCUCAUCAGGUUACCCGUGAGGUCUCUUCUUCGAUUCAAAUGUGUUUCAAAAUUAUGGAAGACAUUAAUCUCCGAAUCAUACUUUAAGAUGAAGCAUCUCAGUCAUGCCAAUAACGACUUGAACUCCCAAAAACUUCUUGUUCGCGAACAAUUUUCUUCUGGUAUAUAUAACUUCUUUUCUUAUUCUUUAUCGACUAAUCAACUCGUUCGGGAUGCACAAAAUCGCCCUUCAAACUGCUCACCGUUUGCUGAUGCCUACAUUUAUUCUUCUUGCGAUGGGUUGGUUCUUCUUGGACUUGUUCAUUCAUUUCGUAACCAACUUUUGUUGUGGAACCACUCCACAAGAGAAUCGAUGGAACUAAUACUUCCCCAUUCAGGAUUUAGACUAGAGGAUACUACUUUUGGAUUUGGAUAUGACGCAAAUAGUAAUGACUAUAAGAUCGUUAAGGUGAACAAGGGUGGGGUCUUACUACCAUCCAUUGAGAUUCUCACGCUAAAAAGUCGUUCGUGGAGAAGUAUUUGUAACUUUCCUACUAUUGUAUGCCCUAAGACAGGAUCUCAAAUGGAGAUUCAUCCAUAUCUCUAUAAUGGUUGCGUUAUGAGUCCCGUGGUAUUUGUACAUGGAGCAUUUCAUUGGCUUGGUCGUUCACAUAAUUAUUCUGUGGUUUCAUUUAGUACUUCAAACGAGGUGUAUAGAGAUAUACCAUUGCUAGAGCGAAUGUAUAGAUUUGACCACAAACAGAGCACCAAUUAUGGCAUUUCAGUAUUUGGAGGAAUGCUUUGCUUUUAUUCUACACAUAAUUAUCAUCGAGAUCAGCCCGUUACUUUUCAGUUGUGGGGGAUGAAAGACUAUGGUGUUGUGGAAUCUUGGACUGAAUUGUUUACGUUACGUGCUUCUGAUAUUUGUUAUGCUGAACCGAGAUAUAGGUAUGCAGAUGGUGAAGUGCUACUACAGUGUAACCUUGACGAGCGUAGGGGAGGAGACGGUGGUGAUGUAUUUAGGACAUCCAAAGGACAAAUUGGAUUAUCAUAUCCUCAACCUUCAUACCUGGAAGGAAUUGUUUAUACAGAAAGUUUGAUCUCUCCGAAAUCACUUAUUUAACAUUUGCUUAUAUAUGAUCGAUUCACAUUUUUUUCGUUUUCUGAAAUCAUGUAAGGACCUAUUUUUAGUUCAAAAAUAUCUUUAAUUUAUCAAA
Molecule: messenger RNA, 1369 nt
Organism: Solanum dulcamara
Lineage: Eukaryota; Viridiplantae; Streptophyta; Magnoliopsida; Solanales; Solanaceae
Product: F-box/kelch-repeat protein At3g06240-like
Exons: 3
Coding region: 136-1275 (379 amino acids)
Molecular function (GO): protein binding
Source: RefSeq, a predicted model, not a curated record